AUGUCUACGGACGACGAGCCUCCCGCAUCCCCCCCAAGGUUUGGGCGCAUUCCGCAUCUCCAGGGAUUUCUCCCUCUGAGUCCGGAAGCUCCAAGUCCAAUGGCUACUCAUGGCCACGGAGCUUUGAACACCCUUAUAAGGACUCGGUCUAACACAUCUCUGCAUAACACGCCACGGGCGCCAUCCGCGGCCUGGGGGCGAGAUACGGACGAUGAGGAAGCGCUUCCUGUGGGGAGGCCGCGUAGGCUAUCUGGGGACGACGAAAUCGACGAGUUUAGGCACUGCGAUGAACGACGCCUCAGUGCCGUACUUAUGGGGCCUCAAAUGCGGAGCCAGAGACUCAUCGGAAAUAGCAACCCUCGUUAUCGGUGGGGGAGAUAUUGGAAAACUGAGGAGCAACUCAAGACCAUGCGGAAGCCAAUACGCGACUAUUAUCGGCGCACGAAUUCCUUGAUACAGCAGUACAUAUACAUCGAUCGUCUGUUGGAUUCCUCGCUUCCCCACGACCUACUGAAUGAAUACAACCACACCUCUAGUUCUGGGCCGAGUACCUAUAGAAACAGCGUCGAGGUUCCACCCACAAUAUCUGAAGAAACGCCCAGUCUUCCUAAUGGAGCAGGCAUCGUUCCAAAGAAGGUCAAGAGAACACCUCGAGAGCUAUACAGAGUUUCUGGUGAAACUACGCCCCUUCUGCAGGACGCGGAUGAUGACUAUGAUGGUCCGAAGCCUGAGAUCCCUGGAAUGGAGGACGACAGUGUUGAGAGCGGUGAUAGGAUUGUGCAGAUUGCGAUAUAUGUUAACCUGGCUGCAAACACGAUUCUUUUGGCUGGCAAAAUUGCUGUCAUCUUUCUCACCAACUCUCUCUCAGUUCUAGCAUCACUUGUUGACGCGGCCCUCGAUUUUCUCUCAACCGCCAUCGUCUGGACUACGACAAGGAUGAUAGAAAGGCACGAUAAGUACCAUUAUCCUAUUGGUAGGAGACGCCUGGAACCAGUAGGAGUUCUUGUGUUCUCCGUAAUCAUGGUCACCUCAUUUGCACAGGUUGCACUCGAGUGUUUGAGCCGUCUAAACUCUGAUGAUCAUACAAUCAUCGAGCUCGGCCUACCAUCGAUCAUUAUUAUGUCCAGCACUAUAUUGGUCAAAGCACUUUGUUGGCUGUGGUGCCGUCUCAUAAAGAACUCAAGUGUUCAAGCGCUUGCCCAAGAUGCCAUGACGGAUGUUGUCUUCAACAUCUUCAGUAUUAUCUGCCCUCUGAUCGGCUUUUACGCACAAAUAUGGUGGCUCGAUGCUCUCGGAGGUCUGCUCCUGUCACUUUUCGUCAUCAUCAAUUGGGCUGGUACUUCCGCCAGUCAUAUUCGCAACCUUACCGGCGCUGCAGCAACAGCUGACGAGCGUAACGUCCUUUUAUACCUGACGAUGCGUUUUGCCAAAACCAUCAAGCAGAUCCAAGGUCUCCAAGCCUAUCAUUCAGGCGACAAGCUCAAUGUGGAGGUAGACAUCGUCCUGGAUGAAAACAUGAGUUUGAGAGACAGUCAUGACCUGGGCGAGUCGUUGCAGUACGUCUUGGAAUCAGUUCCAACUGUCGACCGGGCGUUUGUGCACCAGGAUUAUGCAGGUUGGAACCUGCCUACUCACAUGCAGCAGCAGGGAGAUUGA
Amorphotheca resinae ATCC 22711 is the source of this 1656-nucleotide messenger RNA. RefSeq lists its product as hypothetical. Gene Ontology annotation, cellular component: membrane. The transcript is spliced from 3 exons. Gene Ontology annotation, biological process: monoatomic cation transport; transmembrane transport. Bases 1 to 1656 code for a protein of 551 amino acids. NCBI's taxonomy places the organism in Eukaryota, Fungi, Ascomycota, Leotiomycetes, Helotiales, Amorphothecaceae. The record is from RefSeq and is a predicted model, not a curated record. Gene Ontology annotation, molecular function: monoatomic cation transmembrane transporter activity.